Rattus rattus (black rat) is the source of this 6553-nucleotide messenger RNA. RefSeq names its product GLI family zinc finger 3 (gene Gli3). Gene Ontology annotation, molecular function: RNA polymerase II cis-regulatory region sequence-specific DNA binding; DNA-binding transcription factor activity, RNA polymerase II-specific. Gene Ontology annotation, cellular component: nucleus. Lineage: Eukaryota; Metazoa; Chordata; Mammalia; Rodentia; Muridae. Bases 28 to 4173 code for a protein of 1381 amino acids. The record is from RefSeq and is a predicted model, not a curated record. Gene Ontology annotation, biological process: regulation of transcription by RNA polymerase II; smoothened signaling pathway. The transcript is spliced from 10 exons.
CAUAAAAGAAUUGUGUUUGCAUGUUAAAUGGCACAUGGACUUAGAAUGCUUCCAAACCAGUAUCUCCUUGUCUGUCUUGUAAGUGUUGCUGACUUGUGUCCUCUUGUAGCCCCCCAUGCUGGAGUCAGCCCUGCGGAAUACUAUCACCAGAUGGCUCUGCUGACAGGCCAGCGCAGCCCCUAUGCGGACAUCCUUCCCUCAGCCGCCACUGCUGGUGCAGGGGCCAUCCAUAUGGAGUACCUUCAUGCCAUGGACAGCACCAGAUUUCCCAGCCCUAGACUGUCAGCUAGGCCCAGCCGAAAGCGUACCCUGUCGAUCUCUCCACUGUCAGAUCAUAGCUUCGACCUUCAGACCAUGAUAAGAACAUCUCCUAACUCCUUGGUCACAAUCCUCAAUAAUUCCCGUAGCAGUUCUUCAGCAAGUGGUUCCUAUGGGCACUUAUCUGCAAGUGCAAUCAGUCCUGCUUUGAGCUUCACCUACCCCUCCGCCCCUGUGUCUCUCCAUAUGCAUCAACAGAUCCUAAGCCGACAGCAGAGCUUAGGUUCAGCAUUUGGACAUAGCCCUCCCCUCAUCCACCCUGCUCCAACAUUUCCAACGCAGAGACCCAUCCCUGGGAUUCCGACAGUUCUGAACCCUGUCCAGGUCAGCUCUGGCCCUUCUGAGUCUUCACAGAGCAAGCCCACAAGUGAGUCUGCAGUGAGUAGCACCGGUGACCCUAUGCAUAAUAAGCGGUCCAAGAUCAAGCCUGAUGAAGACCUCCCUAGCCCAGGAUCACGGGGGCAGCAGCCGGAGGGAACAACCCUAGUCAAGGAGGAGGGGGACAAAGAUGAAAGCAAGCAGGAGCCCGAAGUCAUCUACGAGACAAACUGCCACUGGGAAGGCUGCACAAGAGAGUUCGACACCCAGGAUCAGCUUGUGCAUCAUAUCAAUAAUGACCACAUUCAUGGAGAAAAGAAGGAGUUUGUGUGCCGCUGGCUUGAUUGUUCAAGAGAGCAGAAACCAUUCAAAGCCCAGUACAUGUUGGUAGUACAUAUGAGAAGACACACCGGAGAGAAGCCUCACAAAUGUACAUUUGAAGGUUGCACAAAAGCCUACUCAAGACUCGAAAACCUGAAAACCCACUUGAGAUCUCACACUGGAGAGAAGCCAUAUGUCUGUGAGCAUGAGGGCUGCAACAAGGCUUUCUCUAACGCUUCAGAUCGGGCCAAGCACCAAAACAGAACGCAUUCCAAUGAGAAACCAUAUGUAUGCAAAAUCCCUGGCUGCACCAAGCGUUACACAGACCCCAGCUCUCUCCGGAAACACGUGAAGACUGUGCAUGGCCCUGAGGCUCAUGUUACCAAGAAGCAGCGUGGGGACAUGCACCCUCGGCCUCCACCACCUAGAGAUUCUGGCAGCCAUUCACAGUCCAGGUCCCCCGGCCGGCCGACUCAGGGAGCAUUCGGUGAGCAGAAGGAGCUGAGCAACACUACCUCAAAGCGGGAAGAAUGCCUCCAGGUGAAGACUGUCAAGGCUGAAAAGCCCAUGACAUCUCAGCCAAGCCCUGGUGGUCAGUCUUCAUGCAGCAGCCAACAGUCCCCCAUCAGCAACUAUUCCAACAGUGGGCUCGAGCUUCCUCUGACUGAUGGAGGUAGUAUAGCAGACCUCAGUGCCAUCGAUGAGACCCCAAUCAUGGACUCGACCAUUUCCACGGCAACCACAGCCCUUGCUUUGCAAGGCAGGAGAAACCCAGCAGGGACCAAAUGGAUGGAGCAUAUCAAACUUGAAAGGCUAAAGCAAGUGAAUGGAAUGUUUCCAAGACUGAACCCUAUUCUACCCUCCAAAGCCCCUGCGGUAUCUCCUCUCAUAGGAAAUGGCACACAGUCAAACAACAGCUACAGUUCAGGCGGGCCCGGGACCCUUCUCCCGAGCAGAAGUGAUCUGUCGGGUGUAGACUUCACUGUGCUGAACUCGCUCAGCAGGAGGGACAGCAACACCAGCACCAUCAGCUCUGCCUACCUGAGCAGCCGCAGAUCCUCGGGCAUCUCCCCCUGCUUUUCCAGCCGCAGGUCCAGUGAGGCGUCGCAGGCUGAAGGGCGACCCCAGAAUGUGAGUGUGGCCGACUCCUACGAUCCCAUCUCCACAGAUGCUUCACGGAGGUCCAGCGAGGCCAGCCAGGGUGAUGGGCUGCCCAGUCUGCUCAGCCUCACCCCCGUGCAGCAGUACCGCCUUAAGGCCAAGUAUGCUGCUGCCACGGGUGGCCCGCCACCCACACCUCUGCCCCACAUGGAAAAGCUGAGCCUGAAGACCAGGAUGGCCCUGCUAGGGGAGGGGAGGGACUCAGGGGUGACUCUGCCUCCAGUCCAUCCUCCUCGGAGAUGCAGUGAUGGAGGAGGCCAUACAUACAGCAGGCGUCACCUACUGCCUCAUGAUGCUCUAGCAAACAGUGCGAGGAGAGCCAGCGACCCUGUGAGGACCGUCUCCGAGAACAUGUCACUUCCCAGGGUUCAACGCUUCAGCAGCCUGAAUAGCUUUAAUCCUCCAAAUUUGCCUCCAUCCGUGGAAAAGCGUAGCUUAGUGCUGCAAAAUUAUACCCGGCAGGAGAGCACCCAUCCCCGGUACUUCCAAGCAUCCCCUUGCCCUCCCAGCAUCACAGAGAAUGUUGCCCUGGAGGCCCUGACCAUGGAUGCUGAUGCUAACUUGAAUGAUGAAGAUUUCCUGCCAGAUGAUGUGGUACAGUAUUUAAAUUCCCAGAACCAAACAGGGUAUGGGCAGCAAUUACAGAGUUCCGUCUCUGAAGAUGGCAAAGUAGCCCGUGAGCCAGACGACUUGGACUUACCGGGGCUGCCAGACAGUCAUGUUGGCCAGCAGUACCCAGCUCUGGAGCAACCCUGCUCCGAGGGCAGUAAAACUGAUUUGCCCAUCCAGUGGAAUGAGGUCAGCUCUGGAAGUUCUGAUCUGUCAUCCUCCAAGCUGAAGUGUGGUCAGCGCCCUACCGUACAGCAGGCUCGAGGCUUUGGGUUAUACAACAAUAUGGUGGUACAUCCACAGAACCUGUGGAAGGUUGGCACUGGCCCAGCUGGGGGAUCUCAGACCCUUGGGGAGAAUGGCAGUAGCUACAGUGACCCAGAGCACUUUGCAAUCCACAGUGGGGAUGGACUUGGCCCCAGUGGAGACACUUUCCAUGAACAGGCCUAUAAGACCCAGCAGUAUGGGAGCCAGCUCAGCAGGCAGCCACUGACUUCCAGUGUUCUAGACAGUGCCUGUGGUGCUGGGAUUCAAGGGUCCAAGCUGAAAGGCAACAGUUUGCAAGAGAAUGGGGGUUUGCUAGAUUUUGGCCUGUCCAUGGCACCAAAUGAGUUAGCUGGCAACAUAGUGAAUGGCAUACAAACCCAAGAACAAAUGGGACAGGGGUACAUUGCUCCUCAGCUACUCAGUGGCAGCAUGCAACACCAGGGGCCCAGUCGCCCCGGUCAACAGGUACUAGGGCAGGUUGGUGCUACCUCACAUAUCAACAUCUAUCAAGGGACAGAGAGCUGCCUACCAGGGACUCAGGACAAGAUCAGCCAGCCAUCAAGUAUGGCAGUUAUCAGGGGCUACCAGCCCUGUGCCAGCUAUGGGGGCAGCAGGCGUCAGGCAAUGCCAAGGGGCAGCCUCACUCUGCAACAAGGACAGCUCAGUGACGUGAGUCAGACAAGCAGGGUGAACAGCAUCAAAAUGGAGGCACACGGGCAGUCCCAUCAGCUCUGCUCUAGCAUGCAGAAUUAUUCCGGUCAGUUCUAUGACCAAACCAUGGGCUUCAGUCAGCAAGACAGGAAAGCUGGCUCAUUCUCCCUCUCAGAGGCCAACUGCCUGCUACAGGAGAAUGGCACUGAAAAUUCUGAGUUACUUUCCCCAGGUGUUAACCAGGUGACCAGCACAGUUGACAGCUUUGAGAGUCAUGACCUAGAAGGCGUGCAGAUUGAUUUUGAUGCCAUCAUAGAUGAUGGGGACCAUACCAGCCUAAUGUCAGGGGCCCUGAGCCCCAGUAUCAUUCAGAACCUUUCCCACAGCUCCUCCCGUCUCACCACACCUCGGGCAUCCCUCCCAUUCCCUUCUCUGUCCAUGAGCACCACCAACAUGGCUAUUGGGGAUAUGAGUUCUUUGCUGACCUCCCUUGCAGAAGAAAGCAAGUUCCUUGCAGUUAUGCAGUAGGCAGUAGGCAAAGAGGACCACAAAUAGAGGUAAAAGAAUUAGGACUUGAAAGACUGAAAUGACUCUGGUUUUUUGUUUUUUGUUUUUGUUUUGUUUUGUUUUUUCCUUUUUUAAGUUCUGUGUGUAUUUUAGCAAUCUCAUCUCACCUGACUGGGAUGUGUCUCAAGUAUAUUCCUUUUAUGGAAAAGGACUCUGAAAAACCCUAUGGUAUUCUAGGGGAGAAACUGUCUUCCAUUUCAGGUUGAAUCAGUAUUGUGACCUUCAAAUCACCCUUGUUCUUUUAACCUGUAAGCUGCCCUCUUGUGAGUGAACCAAUGGAAAUGUAUAAUGCGCAUAGAAGAGAAGCCAUCAGAUUAAGAGAUUCGGCCUGCUUCUCUGACAUCCCAAGAACUAGGAAUUGGUGUGCUUGUGACCAAGGGGUUGCAGAUCCACCUUUUUAAAGUUUUUCUUUACAGUACUCAGUGACUUGCUUUUAUGUAUGUAUGUGUAUUUUUAAUUUUCACACUGAGUACAAGAAUUGAAUGAGUAGUGAAUUUGAAGAUUAUUUGUGGGCGCCACAUAGCUAGUAUAAAUCGCAGGUUCUUACGUGUCCUCCACCUGGAUUCAAUUCAGGGCAUACUUUUAACAGCUGCACAAGAGUUGAAAUGUGGGGAUCCUGGAAACGAAGUAGUUUGAUCAGGAUUUUUUAGGGGUUAAAGUGUUCUGUAAGUAUCCCAUGGGUUCGUCUCUAUGGUCAGUUCUCGGUUAUCUUGCGUACAUUCCCUCCACCUUUCUGAACAGUCGGUUACUUAGCACUGCUGUGAGCGUGCACGUGCUGUCGAUGUUCAGAUGUGUCAACGCUUUUAGCUUUUUGGUAUAAAGUUAGACCAAUUAUAGAUCGAAACAAUUGGAUAGAAUCACUUCGCAGAUUGUUUUUUUGGACCUGCUAUAAUUAUUCAUUGGUUUCACCUCUUUACUCAUUGUCAUAGGUUACUGAGAACUGACUAUAUAUAGCUCUGCGUAGGUAUUUAAACAACCCACAACUAGAUGCAUCACUACCAUUUAUUAAAUUCACUACAGUUGAGAGAAAAAGGUACUUUCUCAGUGCCCUAUUAUAAAGGAAAAAAAUGUGUAAAACUUUGUUGUAAAAGGCAAACCGCACAUACAUUACCAUCAGGAAUAAAUUGCUUUAGCCAUUUUUAGCAUUGGAGAGCGUGAAAGAUGAUAUUUAGUAGCCAUGUGAAUUCCACAUACCGUCUGUCCUUAACAUUGGACUCAUACUUUUGUAUUCAGAUUUUAAAGAUUUACACAGUGCAGCUGUUCGUUACAUGCAGUUCACACAUGAGAGUCAUCUGUGUACACAGAGUGCAUGGAUUAAAUAGCUAUUACUUUAAAACUGUAAACAAAGUAAAAUGUUUACCCACCAGCCCCAAUAUUGGAUUUCCCCCAGGUAAUUCCUGACAGGGUUGUGUGACCUCUCCUCUUAAAUCCCGCCCUCUAAAAUUAGGAGUAGAAAGGUGAAAACCCAGUAGGUGUUAGGUAAUAGGAAGAAUGUUAUGACCAGCCAAUUUUGUUCAUGCCUGUUUUGUCUUUUGGAGCCCAAAUUUCAACAGGGGAGCAACUCUACCAUGUAAAAUGCCUUUGUGGCUAUGCUAGCCAGUUUACUUUCUGAUAGAUGUCCCAAGGACAAGUAAAACAAUCUGUAAGUUCUCCAUGCCCUGCAGCCUUCUCCCAGGUUCCUUAUUACUGGUCUGGUCUGAGUUUAGGAGACUAAAUAAAGCAAGGCCUCUUUUUGCCUCAAGCAGGUCACAUUUUCAUCACAAAAUGGGUGAUGGACUAUCUGAAUUUCAUUUGUCAAAAGUCUUUUUAGUUUUUAGGUCUCAGUCUGGGUCUGAUCUGGCACGCCCGAAUUUUUGGCCCAGUCUCUUUAUUACUUUUGAUUUCAAAGCAGGGAUUCAGGAUUCUCUUCCUUCCUCAGCAAGAAGAGUGAGCUUGAUGCCUGGUCAUAGCCAUUGCCUCCUGCAGCAGAGACCUUUCUGGGCGGAGUCCUUGCAUGUGACCUUGAAGUUCUCAAGUGCAGUGACUUCCUUUAUUGGCAGCCUCUCCUAGGAGACCGUCAGUGCACAGAGCCAGCACCCCUGCCUCCUGACCUUCUACUUUUGACUCGGUUUUUUUUUUUUUUAAUUGUUUAUUUUCAUUCUUAUUUUCUAAGCGGUUGCCUUUAGAUUUAUGGAAUUGAUGUUUCCACUUAAAAUAUCUUACCUUUCUCAAUAUGAAGAUUUCAGGACACAGGUAAAAAAAAAAAAAAAGGAAGGUGAAAGGGUUCUGUCCCUAGAUUUCAACAAUCUGUCACGAUAGUUCAGGAAGCAUCAUUUGGUCACUAAAGCUAUCCCGUGGGACC